Messenger RNA from Pelodiscus sinensis (Chinese soft-shelled turtle), 2011 nucleotides. RefSeq names its product keratocan (gene KERA). Lineage: Eukaryota; Metazoa; Chordata; Testudines; Trionychidae. The record is from RefSeq and is a predicted model, not a curated record. Gene Ontology annotation, molecular function: protein binding.
UCUGGAUCAAACCUGUUCAUUUAAAAAAAUCUGAGCACAGACUAAGUGAAAGUGUCCUUAGUACUGUUGCUGCUUGAUGUUAGAGUCAGAGUUUCCUUUCUUUUUUCCAACUAGGUGCUGAGGUGCCUUAGUUAUUUUAGGGGUUAAAAGUUGUAGGCACUGAUGCGUAUAUAUUAGGCUGUAUUCAUAAAACACAGCGUGUAGCCUGAGUCAAACUAUUACAGUCUAACAACAGUGACCAAUAGAAAGAGAAGAGCCAACAAAGCUGAGGCAAACAAUGACUGCAAAAGUCUAUCCCAGCCUUUUGGUUUUAUUCCUGACCAAUACUGUGUGGACUCGGAAUGUGAGACAAGUCUACGAUGCGAUGGAUCCAGAGGAUUGGUCCCUCUUCACCUUUGAGUGUCCAAAAGAAUGCUUCUGUCCUCCUAGCUUCCCCAAUGCCUUAUACUGUGAUAACAAGGGGCUUAAAGAAAUACCUGCAAUCCCAGCAAGAAUCUGGUACCUCUAUCUGCAAAACAACCUGAUAGAAACAAUUUCUGAGAAACCCUUUGUGAAUGCCACUCAUCUGAAAUGGAUAAAUUUAAACAAGAAUAAAAUCACCAGCAAUGGAAUUGAAAAAGGUGUGCUCAGCAAACUGAAGCGUCUACUUUACUUGUUCCUCGAAGAUAAUGAGCUGGAAGAGGUGCCUGCUCCAUUGCCUACAAGCUUAGAGCAAUUGAGACUGGCUAGAAACAAAAUCUCCAGAAUCCCUGAUGGUGUCUUUAGCAACUUGAAAAACCUCACAAUGCUAGAUCUGCAGCAUAACAAGCUGUUGGAUAGUGCUCUCCAGAGUGACACCUUCCAGGGGCUCAACAAUCUCAUGCAACUCAACAUAGCAAAAAACGCCCUCAAGAAAAUGCCACUAAGUAUUCCAACUAAUACAGUACAGCUGUUUCUGGACAACAACUCUAUUGAAGUGAUCCCAGAGAACUACUUCAGUGCAAUCCCCAAAGUGACUUUCCUUAGACUGAACUACAAUAAACUAUCUGAUGAUGGCAUCCCCCCAAACGUGUUUAAUGUUUCAUCUAUUCUAGACCUACAGCUGUCCCACAACCAACUCACUAAAAUUCCACCUUUCAAUGCUCACCUUGAGCAUCUGCAUCUUGAUCACAACAGAAUCAAAAGUGUCAAUGGCACUCUAAUAUGUCCGACCUCUAUUGCUAUAGAAGAUCACAGUUCCUCUGGUAAUAUGCCACGUCUUCGCUAUCUCCGUCUGGAUGGAAAUGAAAUUCAGCCUCCUAUCCCACUGGACAUCAUGAUAUGUUUCCGGCUUCUUCAAGCUGUAGUUAUUUAAAGAUAGCUCAUUAUUGCGUUUUCAUUUUCAGAGGUUUUUAAGAAGCAAGUUUUGCUGGCAUGAAACUUGUUCUAAUUAUAAGUCAGACAGUAUUUUUUCCUUUUUACUUUAAAUACCCACUUGCUAGUAUCAUUUUAUAUUUGAAAAGAUUGUUCUGGUUUGAGAAAAAAGGAUCCCAGAUCUGUACACAAAGUGUUUUUAAAAUUCCUAAUGAGACGAUGCCGCAAAUUAUGUACUUUUAAAAUGUUCCUACAAUCCCAGUGUAAGUUCAUCUACUUUUCACCUAUCUUUUUAAGUUCUACAUAAGUGGUAACUCCAGUAAGAGCAUUUUUAGGUCAAAUUAUAGUUUCCUUACAUUCUAGUUUAAUGCACAGAUUUAUGAGUUCAGGUACACUUGGAUUGAUAUGUAUUAUAAAAAUUCAUGUACUAUCCUGCUAUUAGCUAGCAUGCCUUCCACAAGUGGUUUUCAAAAAAAAUUUUCUCAUGACCGAUCCAGUUGAAGAAAACUGUUGAUGCCCAUGGACCCAACAUAAUUUGAAUAGAGUGUGGGCCCUACGGUGGAGUUAAAGAGAGCUUUGGCACAUAGGAGGGGACUCCAGCUUUUUUGGGGGGUGGGAGGGCGGCAGGGCUGGAGCAGAAGGGGCUUUCCGCCAGCGGUUCCUGGUCAGCAGUGCAGCA